Messenger RNA from Aplosporella prunicola CBS 121167, 2059 nucleotides. Its product is annotated as copper radical oxidase. The transcript is spliced from 4 exons. The record is from RefSeq and is a predicted model, not a curated record. The coding region runs from base 199 to 1932 and encodes 577 amino acids. NCBI's taxonomy places the organism in Eukaryota, Fungi, Ascomycota, Dothideomycetes, Botryosphaeriales, Aplosporellaceae.
CUCUCUCUGUCGUACAUAAAGAGCCGUCUACAGCGCUCUCAUGUUUUUUUCUUCACGGGAACUCUCCUUUGCAGACCCGCACUUGUCACUCUCUUUCUCAACAGGCACAUCGUAGAUGCCUUUGCUUUUUUGAUUAUCACAUUCAUUAAUUCAAAAGUCACUCCUUGAAAAUAAUUUUUACAUCUCUGAACUAUCAAGAUGCAGUCGAGACUACUCCGCGCUGCGGCCCUUGCUACCGUUGUUCACCAAGCUGCGGCUUCUGGUUUCAGGACAGUAGGAUCGUCUGGAGUUGCGGCGCAAUUGCUCUUCCUUCCUCCUUACACGGACAAGGCAGUGUUCCUUGACAACUACCAUGCCAACUACGGUGGGCCCGGUGUGGACCUGGCCACUGGCGCUCACUCCACGGAGCCCUACAACUACGACGGCACCAACACGGCCGUCUUCGCCACCGAGUACGACCUGAAGACCAACACGCUGCGCAAGCUGCACCCGCAGACGAACACGUUCUGCUCGGCCGGCGCAUUCCUCCCCGAUGGUACCAUGGUCAACUUCGCGGGCGCGGAGCCCGACGCCAAAGCCGGCGUUGGCGACGGCUUCAACGGCAUCCGCACGUAUCCCCCCGGCCCCUGCGCCGGCGAUGUCUGCGACAUGGACUUCACGGUUAACAAGGCCUACCUGCAAGCCAAGCGGUGGUACCCGGGCGCGGAGACGCUGCCGAACGGCGACGUUCUGGCCGUGGGCGGCUCCAACGUCGGCGGCCUCGUGCUCAACGAGGCGAGCAUCAACGUGCCGACGUACGAGCUCGUCAAGGCUGACGGCUCGGCGCCCCCGCCGCCCGUCACGCUGCCUAUCCUCGAGUUCACCGACGCUGAGAACAACCAGCCGAACAAGUCGUACAACUUGUACCCUAUCCUCCACCUCAUGCCCAACCCCCGCGCCGCCAGCGAGGUCUUCACCGUCGCCGGCAACCAGGCCAUCAUCUGGGACUACCACAAUGACAAGCUCGUCAAGACGCUGCCGGACACGCCACUGGAGCCACGCACGUUCCCCUCGUCGGCGACAUCGAUCCUGCUGCCGCUGGAGGCGCCGGACUACGAGCCAACGGUACUCAUGUGCGGCGGCUCCAGCGGCGACAUCCCCGACCCGCAGGCCCUGGACGACUGCUACACGAUCCAGCCCCACGCGGAGAACCCCGUCUGGGAAACCGACGACAACCUGCCCAACGGCCCGCAAGUGAUGACAGACGGGAUCAACCUGCCGGACGGCACGAUCCUGUUCAUCAACGGGGCGCACCGGGGGUCCGGGGGCGGGUUCCAGGCCGACGACCCGGCGCGCACGCCCUUCGUGUACAACCCGAAAGCGCCGCGGGGCACGCGCUUCACGAACAUGCCCGCCAGCAGCAUCCCGCGCCUAUACCACAGCGUGGCGACGCUGCUGCCGUCGGGCGAGGUCCUGGUCGCCGGCUCAAACCCCAUGGUCGGCUACACCGCCGACGGCGGCGUGCCCGCCGGCUGGCCCAAGUUCGGCAACAACGGCCACACGGCGUUCCUGAACCAGCAGCAGCGCGAGACCAGCAAGUACCCGACCGAGUACCGGGUUGAGAUCUUUAGUCCCCGCUAUAUGGACGCUGUGUACAGGCCGCAGCUGCUGAAGGCGCCCGAGGCGAUUUUCUAUGGCAAGACGUUUGCGAUUAAGAGCUCUAUGGAGAGCGAGGAUCUGGAGGUCGUGAUUAUUAACCCGGGCUUCCAUACCCAUGGCAUGAAUAUGCAGCAGCGUAUGAUUAAGCUGCAGGGGUCGGCCGGUAAGGCCAGUGGCCAGCACGUUGUUACCGCGCCUCCGGGGCCCAGCACCGCGCAGCCCGGCGUGUAUCUGAUGUUUGUGGUUGUGGAUGGUAUUCCCAGUGAGGGCAAGUGGGUUAAGCUGUCGUAUUAAUUGGGGAAGCGCUUGACGGUGCGGUGGUUUGCUCUUUGUUGCGAUAUGGCGCUAUGAAAAGACGAAUACCCAGUAUGUUUACAUGGGGCUUGGUCGUUUGUCGAUAGUACAAUAAACUCAAUACUAU